This is a messenger RNA of Dentiscutata heterogama, 1668 nucleotides long. NCBI's taxonomy places the organism in Eukaryota, Fungi, Glomeromycota, Glomeromycetes, Diversisporales, Gigasporaceae. The record is from the annotation of a GenBank genome assembly.
AUGGACCAAAGCGAUUCUAAUAUCAAAAAUAAUUAUCACAAACAACAUCAAUUUCAUUCUCAACAGUUUCAACCAUAUCAAUUACAAAAUCAUUCUUCUGAUCCCUUGGUCCCUUUAGCUUCUUCUACUGAAUUUUGCAACAGUAAUAAAGAACCUUUGACUAAACAUGAUUUGCAACGACUUCAAAAACUCGUCGAUUUAAUGUUUUCGAAUAAAUCUACGGUUACUUCUAAACUUUCUGUUCAAAAAUUUUCCUCCUCAGAAGAUGAUAUUUUGUCUUCUAUUAUUCUCUACCUUCCACUUCUUAUUAAUAAGCCUUUGGAAAUAAAUCAAAUUACAUUUCCAAUAAAUAUUAUGUUUUAUCAUACUUAUCCUAAUCUUUUAGGUGAACUUAUUGAUAAUAAUUUAAAUCAUAAUACAAUGACUCUCCCUUCUAUUAAUGAACCUAUUUCUUCUAAUAUUACUAUUACACCCCUAUGCACUCCAUCUAAAGAGCUAUGUAAACAACUGAUAAACGAUUAUUUUAACAAAUUCAAUGCUAUCAUUCCUAUUAUUAAUCGUAAAAAAUUUAACGAACAAAAUUAUGAUAAUAAGAAAAAUUCAGAGAUGAUAAUGUGUGCAAUUUUAGCUGUUGCUGCAUCAAGAUAUUCUGAUGAUCCUUCACUUCAAAAAACUUCUGAUAAACCUGGUGAUACAAAAUAUAAUAUACCAAGUUUGGAAACUGUUCAAACAUUACUACUUCUGGGACAUGCAGAAGAUAGCAUGACACGCAUUUAUAGUGUAUCAAUGUUUUUUGGCAUGGCAGUUCAAAUGGCUCAUAUUUUACAUCUUGAACGAAAUGAUGAUAAUUUAUCCUCGGAUGAUAAAGAAGAAAGAAGAAGAAUAUUUUACUGUGUUUACUGUGUAGAGAGAUGGAUAUCAUUCAUAUUUGGAAAACCUAUUAUCAUUGAUGAUAUAAAUAUCAAUGUUCCUUUACCUACUUUAACUUCAUUUGGCACUUUGACGAAAAAGUUCUUUAUAGCAUGGAUAAAGCUAUCACGUAUACUUGGUCAAAUUUGGAAUUUUGGUUAUUCUUCUCAGUCCUUGGCUUCUCGUGAAAGUUGGUUCUUUUACGCAACUGACCAAAAAAACUUGUUAAAACAAAUUCGUUUAGAAUUGACAAGAUGGUUAAGAGAAUUACCGGAUGAAUUACGAUGUCAAUAUUUGCCGAAUGCUGAUUCAAGUCGUGCCAAACCAUCUAAUUUUUCCGCUUUUGCUGGAUAUAUCAACAUUCUUUUUCACACAUGUCUACUUCUACUUUAUCAACCUUAUCUAACUCGAACAAGUGGUCCAGCAAUUGAGGUACAAAAACAAGGUCCAGAUGGUCCUGUUCAAAUGUGCCUUACUGCAAUUACCACAAUUACUGAAAUUGUUAGAACAACACUAAAUUAUGAUCAUAAAUCAUUUUGCAACUUUCAAUUUCCUAUUUAUGGAUUAUUACAAUCGAUUGCAUUGGAAUUAGUCAUUAUUAAUGAAGCUAUUAAUGAAUGUGAAAAAAUAAUUAUGAUAACUAAUGGAAGGUUAAAAUAUUUCGAAAAAAUUUUUGGAAAUUCUAAUCAAUCAACAACGUGUGACGAUGAUGAAGAAUGUACGAUGGAUGACAUAAACGAUUACCCUAUGGAUUAUUGA